CGAUCGUGCAAGGUAUAAAAUUUCUUUGAGAUUGUGUCUCAAAUUAUUUUCCGGCAUUGCGUAGAUUUGACUAAAAGCAAAGAAUGAAAAGUCAAAUUUGCAUUCUAGCUUUAUUGUUCUUGAUACAAUUAGGGAUGUGCGCGGGCAACCAAUUGCAACAACUUGAAAAAAUGGUAGAAAAACUUCAAGACACAGUAAUGUCUGUUACAAUAGAAAAUGCAAAAUUGCAGGACGCUGUCUUGUCAGUUACUACGGAAAACGCAAAAUACUCGGAUCUGAUUGAGAAUCUAGUGGAAAAAGUAGCUUAUCAAGAAAGAAGAAUAUGGAUAUUGGAGACAGAAUGCAAAACAGACGACUCUAUUUAUCCUAAAAUGAAAACAAAUAAGACAAGUGAUGAACAGAUUAACAAAAAAGACUAUGCUUUUGUCGAAGCAAUGUAUCCUAAAAAAACGUCUUUAAUUGGACAAAUUAUGCAUAAGGCACCGCAAAGACGAUCAGUUGAUUCUGGGCAUGAAAACGUUGCCUUUUUUUCCUAUUUGUCCGGAGAUCUGAGGGAACCAAGCCCUGGUCACGUUUUGGUGUUUGAUGUUGCUCCUACUAACAAUGGUGGUCACUAUAAUAGGUAUGCUGGGAUGUUCACUGCUCCUCACUCUGGUACUUAUGUCUUUACGUGGACAUCCUACUGCGAGGCUGGAGGCUACACAAACCUUCAACUAGUGGUAAAUGCAAACGCAGUUGACAGUUCCUACUGCAAUGCCGACGGAGCAAGUUGGUAUAGAUCUGCAUCUGGCACUGCGGUCGUACAAAUUGGUCAAGGAGAUGUAGUUUUCGUUAGGACUCACCAUUAUCACACCAGCUACAGAGAUUUGUUGAGUAAGGAGUAUCUACGCACAACCUUUGCAGGAUGGUCUCUGUCUUAAUAUUUGUUUGUAAAAUCGUAAAAUUAAAAAUUCAAUAUAAUGGA
Messenger RNA from Magallana angulata, 964 nucleotides. RefSeq lists its product as uncharacterized. NCBI's taxonomy places the organism in Eukaryota, Metazoa, Mollusca, Bivalvia, Ostreida, Ostreidae. Bases 84 to 920 code for a protein of 278 amino acids. The record is from RefSeq and is a predicted model, not a curated record. Gene Ontology annotation, molecular function: protein binding. The transcript is spliced from 2 exons.